AUGGACAGUCAUUUCCUUGCUAAGCUAAUCAUAUCUUGUUCUAUGACACUCUCUAGUGAUUUCGGCUUUCCAGCCGCUAUGUCUUCUUGUUCUCCUCUUCUCUCUACAACUCUAGAUGAGAGAUACCAUCAUAAGUUUCCUAAUACUUUGUGGGUUUCAUCAGGACAAGAACUGAUGAAUAAUCCGGUACCUUGUCAAGUGAUUCCUCUGGUCUCUGGUGGUACUUCUUCUGGAUUCUGCAAUGGUGUGUAUGUUGAAAGGCAUGCCUCCCAGACACGUUCUUAUGUUCCUUCAGGAGAAGGGCAGAGACAGGAAUGCUCCGUGGAAACACAAUCCUUGCCAUUGGUCAAUCAACCUCAAGAGCAGAAAGAUAUGAGCUGCUGGUCUGAAGAGCAGAUGCAGCGUUUCUUUGAUUUCCCUGUUCCGGUUCCACAGGCAGAGAGCAGCAGAGCUAUGGUCUCUUCCGAGGAAUGGCCAGACUGGACAAAUCAGCUGAUCACUGUUGAUGAACCAAAUUGGUCGGAGCUUCUAGGUGACCCUAAUGUCUUCAAUCAAGAUUCAAAGAUACCAAUACUGUCUUCUAAUAUAGCGAAGCAAGAGAUAGUAGUCAAUAAUCAGCAUCAGGUUGAUCCGUCAAUGGAGCAGUUUAGUGCCAAAAGCUCACCUGCUAGUUCAGUGACAUCGAAGCAACGAAUGCGUUGGACACCAGAGCUUCAUGAAGCAUUUGUCGAAGCUAUCAAUCAACUUGGUGGUAGUGAACGAGCCACACCUAAGGCUGUUUUGAAGCUCAUCAAUAGCCCUGGUUUGACCAUUUAUCAUGUCAAAAGCCAUUUGCAGAAAUACAGAACGGCAAGGUAUAAACCGGAGAUUUCAGAAGGUACAGAAAAACAUCCAGAGAAGAAUUUGAAAACCAUUGAAGACAUCAAAUCUCUUGACUUGAAGACGAGCAUUGAAAUCACUGAAGCUCUACGUUUACAGAUGGUAGUUCAGAAACAGCUCCACGAGCAACUUGAGAUCCAAAGAUCAUUACAACUACAAAUUGAAGAACAAGGUCGGUGUCUUCAGGUAAUGAUUGAGAAACAACAGAAGUUGCAAGACAAGAAAAAAGGCUCCUCUUGCUCAACAUCAAUGCCAAAAGCUGACCAUUCAGCUUCAUCACCAGAACUUUCACAAGUUUUCCCUAAAGCAACCAAUUCAGAACUAUCAAUAAAUCAGAAAUUGCAGAGUGGUUUUAGCACAAUGGAUCAAAGUGGAUCUGCUUCUGGGACUACUAGGAAACGCAUUAGAGAAGAUUAG
Messenger RNA from Thlaspi arvense, 1296 nucleotides. NCBI's taxonomy places the organism in Eukaryota, Viridiplantae, Streptophyta, Magnoliopsida, Brassicales, Brassicaceae. The record is from the annotation of a GenBank genome assembly.